Lynx canadensis (Canada lynx) is the source of this 1234-nucleotide messenger RNA. It is a transcript of the gene TPD52L1, whose product is annotated as TPD52 like 1. The transcript has 8 exons. Gene Ontology annotation, biological process: positive regulation of apoptotic signaling pathway; positive regulation of MAP kinase activity. Bases 86 to 715 code for a protein of 209 amino acids. The record is from RefSeq and is a predicted model, not a curated record. Gene Ontology annotation, cellular component: cytoplasm. Lineage: Eukaryota; Metazoa; Chordata; Mammalia; Carnivora; Felidae.
CAGCUGCGUCCCGGGCUCGGUCACCGCUGUCUGCGUGUCUGGAAGCACCGGGAGCGUCGCGGUGCGCAGUCCGAGGUCGGCCACCAUGGAGGCGCAGGCACAAGGGUUGUUGGAGACGGAACCAUUGCAAGGGCGAGAUGAAGACGCAGUAGCCAGUGCGGACUUCUCUAGCAUGCUGUCUGAGGAGGAAAAAGAAGAGUUAAAGGCAGAAUUAGUUCAGCUCGAAGACGAAAUUACAACAUUACGGCAAGUUUUAUCAGCAAAAGAAAGGCAUCUGGUUGAAAUAAAACAAAAGCUGGGCAUGAACCUGAUGAAUGAAUUAAAACAGAACUUCAGCAAAAGCUGGCAUGACGUGCAGACCUCUACUGCCUACAAGAAAACACAUGAAACCCUGAGUCACGCAGGGCAGAAGGCAACUGCGGCUUUCAGCAAUGUUGGGACGGCCAUCAGCAAGAAGUUUGGAGACAUGAGGUCUCACUCCAUCGGCUACUCCAUUCGCCAUUCCAUAAGUAUGCCUGCUAUGAGGAAUUCUCCUACUUUCAAAUCAUUUGAGGAGAGGGUUGAGACAACUGUCACAAGCCUUAAGACGAAAGUAGGCGGGGCGAACCACGGCGGAGGCAGCUUUGAAGAGGUGCUCAGCUCCACGGCGCACGCCAGCGCGCAGAGCUCGGGGGGCGGGCCCCGGCGGGCCGAGGAGGAGGAGCUGCAGUGCUAGGGCCGCCCCCUGCAGCCGCCGCCGAGCCCCGCCCCCGCCCAGCGCGCCCUCGGAUGUGGCGACCAAGCACCCACUGCGAAAAACCCAGGCCUUGACCUGUUCUUCGAAUGGCCCCACCGCGGAGUUUCAUAAAAUGAUUUCCAUUUUGUAUGUGUGCUAAUGAUGAACCACUUGACCAUCACACUUAAGUAUUCGUAGAUUGUCAUAAUUUAAAAUAUCCCCACUUCAGCAGAUACACAAUUGACCAUACCUUUGUCUUUGUGUAAUUCAACGUGUAUUUCCCGUAGCUAUUAAUGACCUGCUUUGAUUUUUGCUUGGACUUAUGAUGUGCAUGUUUUUGAAGGCUGAGGGUGAGCACCCCCUUUCAGUUCAGUCACAUGGGCGGGAUGGAGCUCUUUCUGAGAAGUCUGCAGCAACGGGAUGGACUCACUGCAAGUUUCAUCAAACUGCUUGUGAUCGCCCUCACUUGCAUCAAUUAUGUAUGUUUAUUUAAGCAAUUAAAAUCGAUUUUAAUGAUGA